Molecule: messenger RNA, 3256 nt
Organism: Limulus polyphemus (Atlantic horseshoe crab)
Lineage: Eukaryota; Metazoa; Arthropoda; Merostomata; Xiphosura; Limulidae
Product: HMG box-containing protein 4-like
Exons: 8
Coding region: 218-1363 (381 amino acids)
Source: RefSeq, a predicted model, not a curated record
UUCUAAAAUGCAUAUAUGAAAGAUAAAUGAAUUUUGUGGAUAAUCACAUUAGUGUGAAAAUAUAGGCUUAUGGAAGUACAUUCUUGAACAUAAAUAGACCUGUAGCUAAUUUACAUGAUCUUAAAUUUCUGUUCUAUUACCUUCAGAACAUAUCACAAAGAAAUCUGAGGCCUUUAUGCUCUGGACCUCAUAGGUUUAAGUGAAUAACGAAGUAAACAUGCAUGGGAUUGGAGGUGUUUCUAGGUCUGGUCGUGUGAGAAAGAAAUCUGCUAAAUUGAUAGAAAUGGAAGUCUGGGAUGCACCCGAUCAAGAAGGAAGACCUCAUAAAAAGUCAAAAUCAUCAGAUGAGUCUGAACAAGAAACUGAAAAAAAAGUAGCUCCUAUAAAACUACCUAUAAAAGUUCCUACUAGGAAGCCACAGUUAACUGGUUCCCCUACAAAACAGAUAUAUUUUAAUCCUGAAAAGGGGAGAAUUGAGUCAGGACAUAUUGAAAAGAAUCUUGAUUCUAAUAAUUCCUCUCCAAAAAUGGAAAAGAAAUCCAGUAUUUUCUCUGCUGCAACAGAUGAGUUACAUAGACCCAUAGUAACAACUAUAUCAAGUUCAAGCUCUUCAUCUGAAUCAGAUGAAAUAAGUGAAGAGGAGCCUCCUCCUAUAAAAGAUUUUACACAAAUGGAUCAAAGAUUUUUACCACCAAAAAAGAAGAUAAAAAAAGAUGUGAUAUGGUUAAAACGUAUUGUGCCUUUUGAAACUAACAAAAUUCCACUGCAAAGUAAGGUUAGACCAAUGAGUGCUUAUAUGCUGUGGUGUCGUGAAAAUAGGAAGAGGAUUGUAAGAGAAAACCCACAACUUGAUUUUCAUUUGAUCAGCAAAAAAAUGGGUUCAGUGUGGCAAUCUUUAUCAGCUAAAGAGAAGAUGGCAUGGAAGAAGAAAGCAAACCAAUAUGCCAAACUACAAAGGAUAACUGGGGGUGCAUCAUUUAUUAUGACAGAGAAGUGUGGACCUUCUGCAGGACAGCUUGCCAGUUCUGGUAGUGAAUCCAACAAGAGUAACAUCUCUGGUAUUGUCAGCAACAUCAGUUCCAUUUAUGAUCCCAAAACAAAACUUCCAAGGACAACACCACUUGAUGUUGCUGCUUAUUUGAAGCUUUUAGGAGAUUCCCUUAGUAUUAUUGGUCAGAGAUUAACUGAACAUGAAGGCCAAAUAGCUGUGUCAGGAACACUGUCAGUGUUGUUGGACUCCACACUUUGUGCUCUUGGACCAUUGAUGUGUCUUACGAGCCAAGUUCCCGAGUUGAAUGGUUGUGAGCAGACGUCUCUGGCACAAAUUUUAGACAACAUAGCUUAUGUGAUGCCUGGAUUAUAAAAUCAGCUUGAAAAAAUAUUAAGCACUAAACAAUCUGAAGCUGAUAAAAGUUCAUGGAAAAUUUCAUCAAAUAAACAGAUUUAAAUCACAUAUUGCACCUACCCUUGUUGCAAGUUUUCGUUUUACGCUGUAAAUGCUAUUGGUGGUUGCAGUCAUUGGUUGUACCAAAAAUGUUUCAUAUUUAUCCUAAACCAAGCAUUUGGUUAAUAUUUUGGUGAUUGAUUGUAAAUAGAUUAUAAAAAACACAUAACCCUUACAAUCUAUUCAAUCCAGAAGUGUUUUCAGCAACAGAAAUGAAACUACACACUAGGGGCACACUUUACUGCCAUACACCUGAACACCUGCAAUUGGCUAAUGAGUGUGUGUCAACACAGAAGUGAGGCUAGAAGAAUAAGGUCAUACAAUCAAGGUAGUUAGUAUUGAAUCCUUGGUAGGGAAAGCCAGACCAAUUAAGAAAAUGUUUAAUAGUUUUCAUCAACUCACUAAUUUUGGAGCACUGUAACUGCAACUUGUCUUGUGGGCACAAUUGCAUCAUUUAUCUAAAAAAUAAUGAUAGAAAAUAAACUUGUGUUAUUUCUACACAUUAAAAAAAACUUCAGAAUUGAAGUUUAUUUAAUAAAAAAAAGAAAUAAUAAAAUAGUUAAGUUUCGAUUUUGGUGCACUCCAAACAAAAAUAUUAGUGUUUCUGAAUUCCUUUUAUAGUAUAAUAUGACACUCAUGGUGUUCUAUGAGGGAAAUUAUAAUAGUGUUGAAGAAAAUAGCACUAAUUUGACUGUAUAACUUGAAAACAAGUGUAGUUUUAUCAAUUUUAUUUUCAACUAUAUAAGCCAAUAUGUCUUCCAGUUCAGUGGAAAUUUCCAUAGAGAUUGAAACAAGGUGAUAAAAGAUUAGUUUGGUGAUAUUCUACUAGAACAAGAGAUGGUGUGAACAAAUAAAAUCCUGAUGUUUUGUUAAAGCUUGUGAAAUGCUUGAUUUUGAAAUAUAAUAGGAGAAGAAAUGUUUUUCAUGGAGCAGAAUUAGGUAGGCUUAGCUAAAUCAAUCUGCACUCAGCUGUAUCAAAUUUUGUUUUGAUAACAAUGCUACUGUGUUAGAGUUAUUGAUAGGCCCUUUCAGAUAGAAUGGACAAAGAAAAUUCCCAAAAUGAAAUGAGUACAGAAUGGGUUUAAAAUUUAUUACUUUUUUCUUCAAUUUUAAAAAAAAACCAGCUUGGUUAUAAUUUUGGUAUGGUUAAAAAGUUUUUAAUUGUUCAUCAUUGAUCAUAAAUACAUUAAAAGUGCAUGCAUUGUUUUACAAAUCAAAAGAAAGAUGAAUUUUAUAGUUUUAUAAGAUAAAACCUAUAGAAAAGGUUUAGAAAAAUGUAGAAAGAUAUAAAAGUUGGUAAGCAAAAUCUGUAGCAAAGGUAAACAAUGAAAUAUUUUAAAAGCUGCAAAUUUAUACAAAUAUCACAUAUAAAAAUAAGGUAUUUUAUUUGGGGAAGCUACAUAAUCUGUAGAAAGUUCAUCAGAAUGUCCAAACUAAUUCAUCCACUACUUUAUUUCUUCAAUGCAAUAAAUCAAACCAUAUGACAGGUGUGUUAAAUCAAUACAUCAGAACUUCUGCUAUUUAAUUUAUAGCUACAUACUAUCACUAUUUGAUCAUUGGUUGGUUAUCCCUGCCACACAUCAAAUAUGAUUUUAUAAGUAAUUCCCACCAUUUGUAAACGUAGAUUCAGAGUUUUACCAUAAAGAUGGGCAUUGUAUAAAUAUUUUGUAUAUAAAAUAUCAUUUAAAUUCUAAAUGAGCAUUCCAUUAUGUUGAGGAAAUUGCUUUUCUAAGUAUACUCAUUAGUUUGUUUAUGUCAAUUUUUAUGUUUGGCUGUAAAAAGCGGUGUAAUUAAAUAAAACAGAUAAUUAUA